AUGGCAAUUGGAGACUAUCUCAUCCUCGUUCAGGUACUUUUUCGCAGAUUUUCAAAGAAAUAAUGUGCACAGUUUAAAUUCAAGAAAGUGUCUGAUUUUACGCGAUAAUUGCAGAAUCUGUUGCUGAUCUUCGUGCUGACGUCUUCCACGUGGAUUCAGUGCAAGAAAAAGAAGGCGGUGGCGAAGACGAAUACGAGCAAACAAUCGAAGGAGAAAUCGGCUCUCGUUGUGCAGUCGGCGAUUGUGAGCGUCUUACGUUUCAGACAAAACAUUGCAAAUUUUCAAACAUUUUGGCGUAUGUUCCAAAAGUUGCUUGUUUUGUUUUCAAUGUUUUUAUGAUUAUGAAUAGGUGUUCGCACAAAAUUGUGUGCGACAUUUUUGCCAAGAGUAGAAACCGGCAGAUAAAACUGAGAAACUGAUUUUUAAAACUUACCGGGCCGAGUAGGGUCAAGUCUGAAUAUUUUGUUAAAAUUUUCUGCGAAAUUCCUCAGCUGUCUGAGCUCAGACAAGGCAAUUCGAAUCAAAUUAGAACAAAUUAGAUAAAACCACGUCUAAUUAAUUAGAUGAUCUUAGUUUCUAACGCAACCUCUUUAAAUUCGAAAAUUUUCUAAUAAGAUUCGAAUUGAUUUGUCUGAGUCAGUGAAUUUCGUGCGAAAAAUGGCCAACAUUUUCGAAACAACCGGAUAAUUUUUCAAAAAAGUGAUUUUAUUUAUAGCACCCGCCAGUGACCGAUGUGACUCCGAGUGCGAUAGAAAAAGUGAAAGAAGAGAAGAAGGAAGAGGCGCCGAAAGAAGAAGUCAAGGAAAAAGAAGGUGAGAAGAAGGACGGCGCCGAGAAUCCGGAGAAAAAAGUUGGCAAAUCGCAGAAGACGUUCCCGAAAUUCGAGGUAUUUCACGCGAAAACGCAGAAAGCAUCGCACAAUUCUUGCAGAUGCCAACGGAGAGCAAGAAAAAGAUGAAGCUGCAGGAGAACGAGGCGGAGAAAAAGGAGAAAAUCAAGAAUGGAUUCUUCCAGGAGAAAUCGGACGAAGAUGACACCCUCGAGAAGAUCGACAGUCUGAAGGUCGAGCAAUCCGAUCGCACCAAGAGAUCGCAAAAGAAAAAGAAGUGA
Caenorhabditis sp. 36 PRJEB53466 is the source of this 1110-nucleotide messenger RNA. The record is from the annotation of a GenBank genome assembly. NCBI's taxonomy places the organism in Eukaryota, Metazoa, Nematoda, Chromadorea, Rhabditida, Rhabditidae.